AUGACCGACAAAUCUACUCAACUUAUUGCUUCAAUAGAUAUCGGUACAACUUCUUCAAGAGCAAUCCUCUUCAAUAGAAAAGGUGAAGAAGUUGCAAAGCAUCAAAUUGAAUAUUCAACUACUGCAAACACAACUGAAGAUGGUAAAACUCAUAUCUAUACCGCUGAAGGUAUAACAAUCACUGCUUCUGAAGAUUUGGAAAUUGAAUCAAAUGAUAACUCAAAUGCUGGUCCUACUCUUAGAUUCCCAAACCCAGGUUGGGUUGAAGUUAAACCUGCUCAUGUCUUGGCUAAUGGUGUUCAAUGUCUUGCUGCUUGUGUUGUCACUAUGGAGAGAUUAAACAAAGAGAGAGCAGAAAAGGGUGAAGCUCCAUAUAGAAUUACAAAUAUUGGUAUUGCAAACAUGAGAGAAACUACUAUUUUAUGGUCAAAGAAGACUGGUAAAUCUAUCAACUAUGGUAUCGUGUGGAAUGAUACUAGAACUGCUGAUAUCGUUAACAAGAUGAAGUCUACAGUGGAUGCUGCACAUUUGGAAAAAUUGAGACAAAGAUCUGGUUUACCAAUCUCAACUUAUUUCAGUGCUGCUAAAAUUAGAUGGUUAUUGGAUAAUGAUGAUGAAAUUAAAAAACUAUAUGAUCAAGGUGAUGAUUUAAUGUUUGGUACUAUUGAUACAUGGUUAAUUUAUAACUUGACCAAGGAAAAUUCAUAUGUUUCAGAUGUUACAAAUGCUUCAAGAACAAUGUUUAUGAAUAUUGAAACUUUUGAAUAUGAUGAUGAAUUAUUUAAAUUGUGGGAUAUUUCCCCUAAAAAAAUUUCAUUCCCUAAAAUUGUCUCCUCUUCAGAAUUUUACGGUUCUUUCACCGUUCCAAACUUGGCUAAAUUGGGGUAUCCAGGCGCUUUAAGUGAAGUUGCAAUUUCAAAAUUAAAACAUAUUGAAAAUGUUCCAAUUUCUGGUUGUUUAGGUGAUCAAUCUGCUUCAUUAGUUGGUCAAUUGGCUUUAAGAAAAGGUGCUGCUAAAUGUACUUAUGGUACUGGUUGUUUUCUUUUAUACAAUACUGGUGAAAAACAUUUAAUUUCAAAACAUGGUGCAUUGACAACUGUUGGAUUUUGGUUCCCAUCUUUAACCAAGGAUGAAAAUUUCCCUCAUUAUGCCCUUGAAGGUUCCAUUGCAGUUGCUGGUUCAGUUGUUCAAUGGUUGAGAGAUAAUUUGAGAUUGAUUGCAAAAGCUCAAGAUAUUGGUCCUUUAGCCUCUUUGGUGCCAAAUUCUGGUGGUGUUGUUUUCGUUCCUGCAUUUUCUGGUUUAUUUGCUCCUUAUUGGGAUCCUGAAGCUAGAGGUACUAUUUUAGGUUUGACUCAAUACACUUCAGCUUCUCAUAUUGCAAGAGCCGCUUUAGAAGGUGUUUGUUAUCAAGCUAGAGCCAUCUUGAAAGCUAUGGCUUCAGAUGCUGGUGCUGCUGAGGAUUUCUUGGAUCAAUCUGUUGGUACUUAUGAACAUGCUCCUUUAUCCUUAUUGGCUGUUGAUGGUGGUAUGUCCAAAUCUGAUGAAGUUAUGCAAAUUCAAGCUGAUAUCUUGGGUCCUUGUGUUACUGUUAGAAGAUCUCCAAAUAGUGAAGCUACUGCAUUGGGUGCUGCCAUUGCUGCUGGUGUUUCAAACCCAGAUCCAAAUAAAAGAUUAUGGACAGAUUUAACUGAUGUCGUUGAAGCUAUUGGUGGUGAAUCUGAUGAAUCUUUUGAAUCUAAGAGUGAAGAUAAAGAUAGAAGAACUCAUUGGCAACUAUGGGAAAGAGCUAUUGAAAGAGCUAAAGGUUGGAUUCCAGAGGAUUCAUGA
This is a messenger RNA of Hansenula anomala, 1827 nucleotides long. It is a transcript of the gene GUT1, whose product is annotated as glycerol kinase. NCBI's taxonomy places the organism in Eukaryota, Fungi, Ascomycota, Saccharomycetes, Phaffomycetales, Wickerhamomycetaceae. Gene Ontology annotation, molecular function: glycerol kinase activity. Gene Ontology annotation, cellular component: mitochondrion. The transcript has 2 exons. Bases 1 to 1827 code for a protein of 608 amino acids. Gene Ontology annotation, biological process: glycerol metabolic process; glycerol-3-phosphate biosynthetic process; triglyceride metabolic process. The record is from RefSeq and is a predicted model, not a curated record.